Anguilla anguilla (European eel) is the source of this 651-nucleotide messenger RNA. RefSeq lists its product as uncharacterized. Bases 1 to 651 code for a protein of 216 amino acids. Lineage: Eukaryota; Metazoa; Chordata; Actinopteri; Anguilliformes; Anguillidae. The record is from RefSeq and is a predicted model, not a curated record. The transcript has 7 exons.
AUGGAUGGAUCGAUGGAUUUUGAAAAAUGUCUCUUGGAACUAAUCACCAUGCAGAUGGAGGUUCUGGACACUCUCUCCCCGGAGCAAAAAGCAGUUCUGAUUCUUGACCCCAGUAGCAAUGCUUUGGAGAACGAAACCACCGUGAGGAUUAUUUUCAACAGUUUGCUGGAAUCUCCAGAGGAGGAGGAACUUGAAGAACUUGAAGAGUUCUAUGAAGCUUUUGUGGAGGCCACAGAGGAGGAAAAUGUGAAAGUCAUUGAAAACCCGCGCGUAAGAGACACAAUGCUAAACUUGACUUUGAUGGCACUGGCUCCGCAAUUCCCCGUCUUUGAACCGAGUGACUUUGCUCUCUGGUUCCAAGUCAACCUGGUUGUCCUUCUGGCCAGCUUUAAUCCUGGAAGCUUGGUUGUAAUCCCCAUGAAUAUCAGCUGUGACUCCUACCAUGCCAUAUUGAAAGGGCUUGAUCAAAGUUUGGCAUCUCUUCCACCUGAACUCACGCAGGGCAUUGCUUCAAGCAGGGAAAUUUUGAUACAGAGAGUUCCAAAAGGUUGCAAUGAGAUCCCUGUUGUGGGUGAGUGCAAAGAAACACCAGUGAAAGAAGCAAGCAUUUGUGCUGAAAUCAACAGGUGCGUUGUGUGUUUGGCAAUUUGA